GUGCUAUGUCAGGAAAAAAAGAAACAUUUGUACAGUAACCACGCAGUUACCAGGAAAUCAACUCGAAGCAGCCUCUCUAGCUAGUUUAUAACCCUCCUCAUUCUGAUAUGCAACUCAACUAUCCAAGAGACACUGAGGAAGUCAGCGGGGAACUUCAAACGUCCCUCACGUUCCUCUGUAAGCUUCUCCUGAGACGGUUUACAUUAAAAUUUCCAGCUCGACAUUUCCUUCUACUGAGCUGCUCCAGUUCGGGGUAACAUAUACUAGUAGAGAGGACUUUCUUACGCUCAUUCCUGGUCGAUUUACAGAAGAACGCAGGCACGAUGCCGGACCAGUCAGCUGUUGGAAUGGAGGUGUUGAGGACUCUUGACAAAGCCAAGACACAAGGGUACCAUUUCAAGUCCAUUGUUAUAGCAGGAAUGGGAUUCUUCACCGACGCUUACGAUCUCUUCUCCAUCUCCACCGUCACCAGACUGCUCGGUCGCCUGUAUUACUACGACCCAGCACUCGGCAAGCCCGGAACUCUCCCCCCCAAUGUUGCUGCAGCAGUCAAUGGAGUUGCUCUCGUGGGAACGCUCCUUGGGCAGCUCUUCUUCGGAUGGGCUGGUGACAAAUUCGGACGAAAGAAGGUGUAUGGUAUCACUCUCCUCCUCAUGAUUCUGACGUCCAUUGCUUCUGGUCUCUCCCUGGGCAGCAACGCCACUAGUGUCAUGACCACCUUGUGCUUCUUCCGCUUCUGGCUGGGAUUCGGAAUCGGGGGAGAUUACCCCCUCUCGGCCACGAUCAUGUCCGAAUACUCCAAUACGAAGACUCGGGGAGCAUUCAUCGGAGCAGUGUUCGCGAUGCAAGGAUUCGGAAUCCUCUCCGGAGCUACAGUUGCCAUCAUUCUGUCUGCAGCCUUCAAUGCAGCUUAUCAUCGACCAGCAUUUCAAGUCGAUCAGAUCAGGUCCACCCCUCCUCAGGCGGACUACGUGUGGCGUCUGCUCUUCAUGUUCGGUGCCCUUCCAGCUGCGCUGACCUACUAUUACCGAAUCCGAAUGCCCGAGACUGCUCGGUACACGGCUCUGGUCGAGAAGAACAACGAGCAGGCCGCCAGAGAUAUGGAGAAGGUGCUGCACGUCCAAUUCGAAACAAAGCAUGACGAUUCUUCAAUCGCGAUGGGCGAGCAGAAACAUCAAGCGGCAGCUGAACGUGAAGCUGACAAGAAAGUGCAGUACAAACUGUUCAGUCACGAGUUUCUCAGACGCCAUGGUUAUCAGCUGCUGGGAUGCACAGUGUGCUGGUUCAUGCUGGAUGUGGCUUUCUACAGCCAGAAUCUGUUCCAGAAAGACAUCUUCACCGCCGUGGGGUGGAUCCCAGCAGCCAAGAAAAUGAGCGCCCUGGAGGAGGUGUUCAAGAUUAGCCGAGCUCAAGCUCUGAUCGCUCUUGUAUCCACCGUGCCUGGUUACUGGGUGACAGUUGCUCUCAUCGACAGAGUUGGAAGGUGGUGGAUACAGCUGAAUGGAUUUUUCAUGAUGACACUAUUUAUGCUCGUCUUGACCUUCGACUACUACAACCUCAGGGGAGAUCCAUGUCCCGCCGACUCAUCCAAGUACUGCGGUGGUAACCAUUUAGCGUUUAUUGCCAUGUACGCUCUGACCUUCUUCUUUGCCAACUUCGGGCCCAACUCCACAACAUUCAUCGUGCCGGCGGAGCUUUUCCCCGCGAGGCUGAGGUCUACUUGUCACGGAAUCUCCGCAGCAUCGGGCAAAGCUGGAGCUAUUGUGGGAGCGUUCGGAUUUCUAUAUGCGAGCCAGAACGAGCACCACGGCAAGCAGGAUCAUGGUUAUCCCACAGGAAUCGGUAUCAAGAAGUCUCUGCUGGUCCUCGCUGUGUGCAACGCCAUCGGUUUCUUCUUCACGUUCUUCGUUCCGGAGACCAAGGGAAAGUCCUUGGAGGAGCUGUCGGGUGAGAACGAGGAGAGCAACGGAGCAGUGGAGAAAACAAAAGCCGACAAUUUGUGAGAUUUAGCGGUUUUGGCGAUGGAUCACUGCGUGUGCCUACAGAACUUGUCGAGCAAACAGAUGUGACCCAGCACAAGUUGAUUAUUUCUAUUUUAUUAUUUCUGAUGUUGGAGAAACAUCGCACGCGACCUAAUCUCCCAGUAUCCGCGCGGUGAAGUUUAUUGCACACUAUGAUUUCUUAGGAAUCACGCGGGUUUUCCUGGAUAUGAAUCAUGUCGGACAGUCUUCAUCUUCCCAAAGAUUGUGGAGGAUUGCCAUUCUAGAGUUUGUGGUCAGGGAGAUGGAAAUGAGGAAAAUAAUACUCAAAUAUGAGUUCCGAAUGCCGUCUAGUGCGGUUCGGAAAUUUUUUGGAUUCAUUCUCUGGAUCUAGUUUGCUCCUUUCGGCAGAUUGAAGCUGUACCAAAGGGAACACAAUCUUCACUCUUGCAAUAAACAUGACUGAUUGCACGAUGGAUUUC
Messenger RNA from Marchantia polymorpha subsp. ruderalis, 2461 nucleotides. Lineage: Eukaryota; Viridiplantae; Streptophyta; Marchantiopsida; Marchantiales; Marchantiaceae. The record is from the annotation of a GenBank genome assembly.